AUGAGGCGUGUCCAGGCGUGCUAUCUCAUUUACAAGCAGUUCGAACCUAACCACCCUUCGAUUCAUGCCGUUCUGCUGUUGGGUAUGCCCGUCCUUCUGGCUCGGCAGCUGCCAGUUCUUCAGCAAAUCGGUGCUGUAGCGUCCCAUUGGGGCCUCAUCCUUGCACUCACGGCACUCUACCGCCGUUCACCCUUCCAUCCCCUGGCGAAAUUCCCCGGUCCUACACUUGGGAAACUCAGCAAAAUUUACGUGGCCUAUCUCACUGCGCGCGGAGAUCUCUAUCGCGUCAUCGAGAGCUGGCACGAGCAGUAUGGUGAUGUGAUCCGCAUCGGUUCGUGCAUGUUUGGUUGGGGUUUGAUUCAAUUGUGGAGCUCAUUCUGCCUUGCCGCAGGUCCCAAUGAACUUACUUUCUACUAUGACACCCGGUUGAACCCUGAAGGAGACUUCCAAUUGGAUGGUAUCCGCGACUUCUCCGUUCACGCCGCGCGCCGAAAGCCUUGGGCGAGGGCCAUGAGCAGCGCAGCCCUGAAAGGCUACGAACCGAUUCUGCAAAUGAAAACACUAGAACUUAUGGAGGAGCUGUCGAAAAGACACAGAGAGAAGAUUGACAUUUCUCACUGGACGAACCUCUUCAGCUUCGAUGUCUUGGGUCAUGUGGCGUUUGAUCGUGAACUCGGUUUGGUGAAAUCUGGUGAGGACUCUGAUGGUCUGAUCCAUAUAGUGGAGGGAGGAGUAUAUGCCGGCGCCCUCAUUUCCCAUGUGCUCUGGAUGGUGCCGUUCUUCAAAUACAUUCCCGCGAAAGGCCUGAGGGCCGUGCAGCUCCUAGCAGCUUCGUAUGUGCAAGAGAGAACAAGCAAAGGCUCGAAAUCGAAAGACUUGUCCCGCUUCUUUACAGAGGACGAAGGCGCAGCCCAAAGCGGCGCUACGAUGGGCGAGAUCACCGCGGACGGCAUGCUCGCGAUUAUUGCAGGAUCGGACACAACAUCGACGAUGCUGACCAACCUUUGGUACUUCAUGCUGCGUCACCCAGAGUAUGCUGAGCGGCUUCGCAAGGAGAUCGACUUAACGUUCCCGCCAGGGGAGGAUCCGUUGGAUUUCUCGCGCCAUGCGGACAUGCCCUACCUAAAUGCUUGCAUCAACGAGACGCUUCGUGUGCUGCCUCCGGCCCCUGGUGGUCUCCAGCGCACCGUAAAGCGCGGAUCUGGUGGUGCAACGAUAUGCUCUUACUUUGUGCCCGAAUGCACCCAAGUCUCUGUGCCCAUAUUCUCCGUGCACCGCGACUCGCGCGAAUUCUCGCCACUGCCCGACGACUUCUGGCCGGACCGCUGGCUCACCCAGGACUCGUACGUUCUACCUAACGGAGACGUCAUCGGCAAGGAGCAAGUGAUCACCAACCGCGGCGCGUUCAUCCCAUUCUCUUUCGGCCCACAGAACUGUGCGGGCAGAGCCCUCGCUAUGGUCGAGAUGCGUGCGGUGGCAUGCGUCAUGAUGCACAAGUUCGAGCUGCGCAAACCGAAGGAGUACGAUCUGAAUCAGUGGGAGAAGGAUAUGUGGGAUGCAUUAAUCAUGCUCAGGGGGAAGCUGCCUGUAAUUCUCGAACAGAGACAGGGGCACUAGGAGGUCUGGCUUUCUGGCUCGAUCCGAUAGAUCAGAGG
Messenger RNA from Phanerochaete carnosa HHB-10118-sp, 1655 nucleotides. RefSeq lists its product as uncharacterized. The record is from RefSeq and is a predicted model, not a curated record. Gene Ontology annotation, molecular function: monooxygenase activity; iron ion binding; heme binding. Lineage: Eukaryota; Fungi; Basidiomycota; Agaricomycetes; Polyporales; Phanerochaetaceae. The transcript is spliced from 7 exons. Bases 1 to 1617 code for a protein of 538 amino acids.